UAUUUUAUCAAAAUUGUAGUCCGAUCACACUCAGUCCACUGGACGACUGCUAAAUUAUCAGUCAGUUUUUCGUUUCCACUUUCGGAAAUGUCCACUCGACGGGGUUGUUUAUCUGUAGUAAGGGGAACUUGAAACCGCCCCUGCCCCAUUUCCUUGGUUGUUUUGCUCCUUUCGCCUGGAUUCUCCAUGUUGGAGCAGCAGGGAGGUUUUAAACGGGACUGAAGGGGAGUGUGCACAAUACUGCUAGCUAGCAUGCUAAGCAAUACUGAUAGUAAGGGAAAACUGAGACGGGUAGCUAAGGGAGUAGCUACCCAGAGAAAACCCAAACACACCGCCCCUCCCAUGUGAACAAGCAGCUACAGAGAAGCGCAGGGAAAUGAUAAAACACUGUUGGUGAAACAAACUGAACACGGAUAUCAACGACAGUUCACGUGAAAUUCGUUGGGAAGCUUGCGCGUUUUUGGGGAAAACGGGUUUGAUUUUUUUGACGUUUGUUAGAUGGAAAGUUCUGUCAUCACCCAAGUGCGGAAAGAAGACGUUAAACUCUCGUCAAAAACAGCUCCGAAGAAGUCCUCCCCCAAGAAGCCCGGCAGCCCCAAACUCUUCAAAGCCCUCUUCUGCUGCCUGCGAGCACAGGAUGUCCUGCGGCCGCCGUCCGCUACCCAGGAUGCCUCGCUGCGCCCCGAGGACGGUGGGCCGGUUGCUAAGGCCCUGGGACCCCGCCUGCUGCCCGAACUGACCGAGCGAGACCAGGGGAAGAUCUGUGUGGUGAUCGACUUGGACGAGACCCUGGUGCACAGCUCUUUCAAGCCAAUCAGUAAUGCUGAUUUCAUUGUGCCUGUGGAGAUUGAAGGAACCACACAUCAGGUGUACGUGCUGAAGAGGCCGCACGUGGACGUCUUCCUCCAGCGCAUGGGCGAGCUCUUCGAGUGCGUCCUCUUCACCGCCAGCCUCGCCAAGUAUGCAGACCCGGUGACGGACCAGCUGGACCAGUGCGGGGUGUUCCGGACGCGGCUGUUCCGCGAGUCCUGCGUCUUCCACCAGGGCUGCUACGUCAAGGACCUGAGCCGGCUGGGCCGCCAGCUGAGCAAGACGCUCAUCCUGGACAACUCGCCCGCCUCCUACAUCUUCCACCCGGAGAACGCUGUGCCCGUGGUGUCCUGGUUCGAUGACCUCAAAGAUGCCGAGCUGCUCAACCUCCUCCCCGUGUUCGAGGAGCUGAGCCGGGCGGAGGAUGUCUACUCCAGACUUGGGCAGAUGAGAGCCCCCUGACCCCAGUUUCUGCCCCACCCUCAGCAGGCAGUUUUCUUCUCACCCAGCAAAGCCAGUCUUUGUGUGGAGCCGGACACGAGCAUGUUGGGUUUGGUUUGUGGGGCUGUUUCAGCAGGGUCGGGCCAGAGCGGGUCACUGGCAGACGGCAUCGUCAGGGUGAGUUUGAGGAGGGCAAAGACGGUCAGUUUGGCGAACAUGGUGAGGCAAAGUUAGCCUGUUAUUACCCUAGACUGGUCAGGGUUAGCCUGUUAUUACCCUAGACUGGUCAGGGUUGGCCUGUUAUUACCCUAGACUGGUCAGGGUUAGCCUGCUAUUACCCUAGACUGGUCAGGGUUGGCCUGUUAUGACCCUAGACUGGUCUGGGUUAGCCUGUUAUUAUCCUAGACUGGUCGGGGUUAGGCUGUUAUUACCCUAGACUGGUCAGGGUUGGCCUGCUAUUACCCUAUACUGGUCAGGGUUGGCCUGUUAUUACCCUAGACUGGUCAGGGUUAGGCUGUUAUUGCCCUAGACUGGUCAGGGUUAGCCUGCUAUUACCCUAGACUGGUCAGGGUUGGCCUGUUAUUACCCUAGACUGGUCAGGGUUGGCCUGUUAUUACCCUAGACUGGUCAGGGUUGGCCUGUUAUUACCCUAGACUGGUCAGGGUUGGCCUGCUAUUACCCUAGACUGGUCAGGGUUGGCCUGUUAUUACCCUAGACUGGUCAGGGUUGGCCUGCUAUUACCCUAGACUGGUCAGGGUUGGCCUGCUAUUACCCUAGACUGGUCAGGGUUGACCUGUUAUUACCCUAGACUGGUCAGGGUUAGCCUGCUAUUACCCUAGACUGGUCAGGGUUAGCCCAUCACUCUGUACACAGGUGUCAGUGGUGCGUGCCUCAGGAUGUGUGUGAGCAGGCAGCCCAGCCCGCUAAACCCAGCCCCCUUCCCUCAAACGCGCCGCCACAACAAGGGUCAUAACCAGGCUGCUCCGGGACAGACCAACGUGCACCGGUAUCCACUGAGAAACCUGGAACCGGAACUACAGGACUAGAGCGUUUGGUCACCUGAGCACUGGGAGACUGGAGCGUCGGGUGACCUGAGCACUGGGAGUCCUGAGCACUGGGAGGGACAGGAAAGGAAACGCAACUGUGACACAAAAACUGUGACUUGAAAAACCUGUUUUUCUUUGUUUUUCGGUUGUGAGGGGUUUUACUCCUCGUUACUUCUACAGAUAAGAUGGCCUUAAGACGCAACUAGGAAAUGGAACAACUCAAAAUCAAAGGGGAACUAUUUUGCUUUUUUAUUUAUUUUAUUUUAUUUUUUUUUUAACCCAGUUGGAAGCGAGCAGGACCUGAGGGGGACCAAGGGGUUGUUCUCAGGGUUGCUAUGCCUUACUAUGACUUACUGUGCUGAUUUUAAACGUUUUGUUUACUUUGUUAUUUUUACUUGUGUAUUUAUUUAUUUUACACAGUGGGUACUUUCAGCUUUUCAACAAAAAUGCAUUUUCAGUGUAAAAUGUAGAAUGGGCUUUGCAUACCCGGUCGAACGGAAGCCUCCUGUUGCUUGUUUAAUGACACAUGCUUUGCAGGCUCUUGCCACUUCCUUCAGUCCAAAUGACACUUAAUGCAGGUGUUAACCAGCAUGUCGUUCUCAGCCAAAUUUCGUUUCAAAGCUUUGUAAGGUCUUUGCAGCAGACUAGUUUCGAAGCCUCCCUUGUUUUCUACUGGCUAAAAUGUUACCCACUCUCACAUUUCAGAUUGGGCUGAUUUUCCGUUUUAAACAGAAAAAGCAGCUAUUGGGGCUAAACUUGAUAAUAAAAUCCUACAAGGGUUCUGUAGGGGAGGCCUCCACUGUGUGUGUUCGUGUGUGAGCGUGUGCAUGUGGGUGAGAGAUUUUAUUUGCCAUUUUUAAAUUGCGGUUUAGACCUUAAGUUCUCUUGGCUUCAUUUUAAGGCGGUGCCAUGUGUUGUUGGAAAUAAGAGUGUUGAAAUUUAGCAAAUCAGGAUUUUCUGUUGGAAGCCGGUGCUAGCCCUGAGAAGCGGGGUACCGUACUAUCAGGAAUUCUGACCGUUUUUGGGGUUUUGGUUUGGUUUGUGUUUGUCUGCAGGAGAGGAGGGGCCUCAAAACCACUGAGACUUCCUGUAAAUGGCUUUCAGCUUCAGAGUAGAGCCAAGGCCCGCAGUUAAAGAGCAUCUCUGGUAGAACCGUGAUGCAAAUGUGACCAACCCGGCGUGCUUCGCGUUUUCAUUCGGGACCAAAGCAAUUCGCUGUCGAAUGUCGUGAAAGGGAAGCGUAACGUUCCCAGACCAGGCAAGUCUGAGGUGGAGCGUGCGGAUCGUCGCGAGCGUGUGAGUGUGUGAGCGUGUGAGUGUGUGAGUGUGUGAGUGUGUGAGCGUGUGAGUGUGUGAGUGUGUGAGCGUGUGAGCGUGUGAGUGUGUGAGCGUGUGAGUGUGUGAGCCUUUAACAGAAGGAGCCCAAGGUCCUCCGGUGCCAUUCCAGCCAGCCGCUGUCAAGCCUCGCCCGCAGCUGGGAAUUCUCAGGCCCAAGACAAAAUAUAUUGGAAGGGAACCCCCCCCCCCCCCAGUAUAAUACAUAACAAAUUAAAUGAAAAAUAGUUGCACCCCAUAUCCUGCUCCCCAUCCCCCAAAACCCCCCCCGGUCCUGGGCUUGGGACGAAGUGUCCCAGUAGGCCCCACCCCCCCGAUCUGCGCCCCUGUUGUCAAGACGCGUAUCUCUGGAAUGGUGUUGCGAAGCCACAUUUCACCCGGUUUAUGUGUCCUUUUUUUUCGUUUUCUUUGUCGUUCUCGCUUUCGUUUUUAUUCCCCCUCGCUCGUUAAUUCGGGCUGCUUCGUCUCCGAGGUGCUUCCUGAACCCGCUCUCCCGGCCUUCCGGAUUGUUCCGGCGUGUUCCCCCCCCCCCCCCCGGGCCUCUGACUGAACGCUCGCGGCGGGAGUUUGCACGCUAGCACGGCGCAGCUCAACGCCGCCCCGUUUCAGGCGUAUGAAACCCGACAAGCACAAGCAUAUGCAGGCGAGGAGGACUGUGAUUGUAGGAAUAAAACCAGAUAAGAUAUGCAGCACAUCGCUUAGGGUAGACUGAGCGGAAACGGGCCUGAGGCUUUGUGCUUUAAUAACGGCCGUGCCAGUCUAAGGGAAAUGGAAGUAGGAAAAUGGUGAAGAACUCUUGAAACCCAUGGCUGACUUGACUACUGUACUUAUAUGCAGGUUGUGUCAUUUUGAAUAUAAAUGUUCAUAUUUAAUUUAGCCAUUUUCAGUCCUUGAGUUUGUUGCUGAGUGGAGAGGGAUGCACUGAUAUCUAUUUAAGUAAGCUUUUAUUCUCGGUCCUCUCAAAAAUCGUUUUUUUUUUUUUUUUUUUGGGUUAAUGGAGUUAGAAGUUAGUUUCCAGAUAAUCAACCUUUCUUAUUUCCUAAUCAGGGUCAAGUACAAAAUUGAGCACUCCUAUUGGUCAGCUCUCCACCAAUCCACGAAGGCUUGAGAAGCAUGCUGGCAGAGUAUUUUUCACUGAACUGUGUAAGAACUUAUGUGGUUCAUUGGUAUUUUUCUAAUCCCUAUGAGAGCAAAGUCCAAAGUUGAUUCAAUUUCUGUGUUGUGCAAGCUUCUAUGCAGUGUGUACAGUUCAAACCAUGGCUAUACCUCAGCCACUCUGGUGUCUCAGCAGGAACUGGGAAUUUGAAAAAAAGUUACUUAACUGCAUGUGUCCUUUGGAUAUGCACAUUUUCUAUGUUAGACAUUUUGCUGAUGGAAAUGACUGAAGUGUUGAUGAGAGCCCAGAGACUUCUGCUUGCUGUGCUCUGUUGAUGUUCAGGUCAUGCCGGAUUAAAGCAGCAAGCAUAUAUUUACUUUGAAUAUUUACAUGUAGGCCUUUGUCAGAAAUGCCUAAGUGUAAAGGUCAGUCUGGUUUGUAAAUCUGAAAUCACUCAGGAUGUAACAUUCCAUUGGAUAAAAAAAACACCUCCAUCAUGAAGAAAUGAUCUACAAUAAAAAUGUUCAAAAACAUGAAA
Messenger RNA from Anguilla rostrata (American eel), 5266 nucleotides. RefSeq names its product carboxy-terminal domain RNA polymerase II polypeptide A small phosphatase 2-like. The coding region runs from base 499 to 1272 and encodes 257 amino acids. Lineage: Eukaryota; Metazoa; Chordata; Actinopteri; Anguilliformes; Anguillidae. The transcript is spliced from 7 exons. Gene Ontology annotation, molecular function: RNA polymerase II CTD heptapeptide repeat phosphatase activity. The record is from RefSeq and is a predicted model, not a curated record.